UGAUAAUUUCACAAUGGGUGACUACAGUCUUGAAGAGCUCUCGGACGUGAGUGUGCUGGCCGCCGAACAUGGCCUCGAAUUGACCCCGGAUGGCUGCCAUCUGCGCUGGGCCCGUACCAAUCGCAAGCAUCCGCGGAACUGGCAUCCCGUCCGCAAGGCCUACGAUAUUAUCGUCAUCUCGCUGUUGGAGUUCUUUACGACAUGUCUCAGUACUUCGGGCGCCACCACCGCCACCGCGGCUCAGAAUGAGUUUGGAACGGGCAGGACGCUGACCUUGUUUCUUUAUGUGUCAACAUAUCUCUUAGGGCAAGGCCUGGGGGGGAUUGUCUUUCCCCCGUAUUCGGAAUCUUUCGGCCGGAAGAAACUCUACAUCUUUAGUGCAUCGCUGUACUCCGUAUUCUGUCUCAUCAUCGCAGCUGUCCCCUCGCUCGGCGCGCUGGUGGUCGGUCGUUUCAUCACCGGUUUCCUGUCCGCCAUCCCAACGGUCGUGAUCACCGGCAGUAUCGAGGACAUGUUCAACACGCAUGAUCGAAUCCUGGUCAUGUUGAUCUACGUGUCCAUGGCGUGUAUGGGAGUCAGUGCUGGGCCCAUCAUCAGCUCGUAUAUUGCGGUUCGAUUCGGAUGGCGAUGGGUAUUCUACGUGGGGGCCAUCGUAUCGGCCUUCCUUGCCGGCCUCCUCCUAUGCAUCAAGGAAUCCCGACCCUCCCUCCUGCUCGUCCGCGAGGUGCAAACCCUGCAGAAACUCACCGGCAACGAUUCCCUCAAGGCCCAAAACCCAGACUACAUGCCAGACCUACGCACCUUCAUCCACCUCGGACUCCUCCGGCCCCUGCGACUCUUCGUCACCGAACCCAUCGUCUUCAUCGUAACCAUGAUCUUCGGCGUCUGCGUCGCCCUAGUCUACCUCUUCACCGAAGCCCUCCCCCCCGUCUACGAAUCCUUCGGCUUCAGCACCGACGAAGCCUCCCUCCCCUUCCUGGCCCUGGGUCUCGGCGUCAUCCCCAAUGCCCUCACCCGCAUCAUCGACUACCGCAUCAUCCAGAAACGCCAAAAGGAAUGCGGCGUCCUCAAACCCGAACAUAAACUCACCGGUAUCUAUAUCGGCGCCCCUGUCCUCGCUAUCGCCCUCUGGUGGUUCGCCUGGACGAUUCCCCCCGAGGUCACGAACGUCCAUUGGUUUGCCUCUGUCGCUGCCCUCUUCUUCACCGGGUAUGCCCUCAACGAGAUGGAGAUCGUGGUGACCGCGUACCUGGCCGAUAGCUAUCUCAGCUAUGCGGCGAGUGGGUUCGCCGCGCUCUCGAUCAUCCGAUCGCUGCUCUCGGCUGCGUUUCCCCUCUUCGGGAGUAAGAUGUUCGAUGCACUCGGUGCCAACGUCGCGGUGUCGAUUCUUGCCGUGCUGGCGACGAUCUUCUGUAUCGUCCCGCCACUGCUCAGUCGCUACGGCGAGCGCAUGCGCAUGCGCAGUGCCUUUGCCAAGUACAGUCUGCAAGUGUAUGCGGAGAACGGCGUCGAUCAGGACUUUCAGUAGUGCGAUCGCUGUCUACCAUGAUAUACGUGACGCGAUAUACGGCUCCCACUCGAUUCAAAAAAGAUAUACAGCACGGAUAAACAGUUGGAUUAUACAUCACGAAGAUUUCUUUGUGACAGACUGAAAUGAGAUGCAUGAUAUGAUUAUGACCAUGACGGAGCCGUGGGGACGCAUAUGAGUUAGAGUACAGUUUGGCAUGCAAGUUGCCGGGGCAUAUAUCCAGUUCAUCCUCAAUAUUAAUCUCUUUCAUUCAUUUGUUGAGUCCUCGUCGAUUGGACGGCAGCAACUCCAGCAG
Molecule: messenger RNA, 1823 nt
Organism: Aspergillus ibericus CBS 121593
Lineage: Eukaryota; Fungi; Ascomycota; Eurotiomycetes; Eurotiales; Aspergillaceae
Product: MFS multidrug transporter
Exons: 5
Coding region: 14-1528 (504 amino acids)
Biological process (GO): transmembrane transport
Molecular function (GO): transmembrane transporter activity
Source: RefSeq, a predicted model, not a curated record